Messenger RNA from Capsaspora owczarzaki ATCC 30864, 2317 nucleotides. RefSeq lists its product as hypothetical. Gene Ontology annotation, cellular component: transcription factor TFIIIC complex. The record is from RefSeq and is a predicted model, not a curated record. Bases 33 to 2225 code for a protein of 730 amino acids. Gene Ontology annotation, biological process: transcription initiation at RNA polymerase III promoter. The transcript has 10 exons. Lineage: Eukaryota; Filasterea; Ministeriida; Capsasporidae.
CUUUUGUGUGUGUUUGUAACAGGUUUUGAUCAAUGUCGGAUGACGAGAAUCACAAUCAAGAUGCAAGCGCAGUGACGCCCGAGCUGAUUGCAGCGACUGUGCUCGAGCAUCGCCGCGCCAAAGCGAGCCAGCCGACCAAGUACCGCUUCAUCAACGUGCUCGCAGGCGGACCAGGAGGAGCCGGCAUGGGAGGAGCCGGCACAGGAGGAGGUCAAGGCGGACGACUGCGACCAUCCAACAUGACUGGCUCCUCCGACGAGAUCGCCGGCCAUCAUGCAGGCCAGGGCUCAGGCUCAGGCUUUGGCAUAGGCUCAGGCACUGCAGAUGGAGCGGCAGACGAUGACGCGCUGCUGGACUAUGCAGAGAUUGACCAAAUGUCGUCGAGAAUGGCGGGAUACUGGCCGGGUGCCGCGAGCGCAUCGACAGCGACCGUUCCUGCUGCUGGUGCUGGGACGAGUGCAACUACGGAUGCGAGGUCAAUGACCCUGGCGAGGCGGCCGCGGCAGUCAACGCGCAACCACGGCGGUGCGCUCGAGCCAGACUUGCAACUGCCGAUCGAAUCGGAGCGCAGUCUCGAGCCUGGACGAGUGCAUCGCACAGCGCCAAGUGCAUCAGGCUUGGAUGGUGGCUUGGGUGGAGCUAGUAGUGCUCGGGGUGUAGCGGACGAGCCAGUCAAUAGGUCUGCGGAACUUGGGCUGGAACCCGGCAAGCCAAUUCCAACGCUCUUUGCCAUUCACUAUCCAGGCAAUGUCAAAAAUGUCGAUCGGGCAGUAACUACCCUUGGAGGACACGCGGCUGUCAAUAAGGCGGCGCAGUUAAACGGCGAACUGCAGUUGAAUUUCCGUCCCGAGGCAACUUUUUCGGCCGCUGUUCGCAGCGAUAAAACACGACCCUGUGCCAGUCUUUUAGUGAGAUUGCAAGCACCAACUGGCGGCAUGAGCAAGGAUGUUACCAUCUCCGUCCGCGGAGUGAUUGCAACGAGCACGCAAUUCCGCGCUCUCGCUCCAGUUCAAAUCUUACCCGCGCCGCCCGUCCCAGCCCAGCGCUCACUUGAAGGGGCCUCCUUGGAUGAAGUGGGCGACGCCUGUAUCUUUUCCCGUACAGACAUGCAGCUCCCGCCAUUCUCGUUCACCCACAUCGAUCAGCCACGAACAUACAAAUUCAAGCCGCCAAUUUCCAAUUCCGCGGCCAGUAACUCCACAGCUCCCAUGGCUCAAAAGUCCUCUGUGCGCGUCAAUUUUUCACUUUCCGCGCCGCAACCCACAGGCCCUCCGCGUGGAUUGCCAACGACUCGUAACACUGCUCAGUCGGCCAGACUAGCAAAGGAAUUGCACAGACUCUUCCAAGAACGUCCAAUUUGGUCACGACUGUCUCUGAUCACUCGCUUGCGUCGAGAGGGUAUUUCCACCAGCUUAGUGAUGCCCUUGUUAAUGUCAACCGCCUUUCGUUAUUCGACUGGCCCUUGGCGUACUUUGUGGGUCAGGUUUGGAUAUGACCCACGGCGUGAUCCAAAUGCGCGCUCGUACCAAAUGAUCGAUCUUCGGUUUGCCGGCAAUGUGCCACUUGCACCAUCUCUCAAAAGUGAACGCACGGCAGCAAGCAUUGCCGCUAGCCAGUUUGCCGACGUCUUUAUUCCCAACACGUCCCCUUCGCAGCGCCAGUGCUGCAUGCAAGUGUGCGAUAUUCUGCUUCGAGAUGUGCAACAACUCUUGAAGACUCCUGUGCCUGCUCUGGAUGUGCGCUUUGGCUACUUCCGUCGCAAAGAUGUUGAAGCUAUCGUGACGAGCGUCAAAGCGCAAACUCCCAUGACUGUGGUGCUUGCGACACCAGAGCUCUUCAAAGCGGCGCUGCGAAAUGCCGGUGUUGACCCCGAGCGGUACAGUCCAUCCGCCAUCACGCUGUCCGAGCCGCUAGGUGACAGCAGCCCCUUUGCUCCCAUUCCAAUGGAUACGAGCGAGAGCGCAACCUCUGACGUCCCUUCCUUGUCAGUCGCUCCCCAUCUCAGCUCGUCCUACGGCGGCGCAUUCCUCGCCGAGCAAUUAGACGAUGUUGCCGAGUUUGACGUGUUUGAUCAAGAGAGCACGGACGACGAAGCGGAUAACACCACAGCACGUCAUCCACAUAACGAGUUCGACAACGACGCAGACGAUGGCGACGACGAUGAGUAUGACGACAAAGAGGAUGACGAUGCCUACGCAGAUCCUUUCGACCACGACGAUGAAUGAACGAAGGCAGACACCAGUCGGCAUCUCCUUCGGUUGUUGCUGGUGUUUGAUGGCUUGAGUUUUAUACAGUAUCUACAUCAAUCACUUUUGAC